This is a messenger RNA of Strongylocentrotus purpuratus (purple sea urchin), 3936 nucleotides long. RefSeq names its product cubilin-like. The coding region runs from base 181 to 3921 and encodes 1246 amino acids. Gene Ontology annotation, molecular function: protein binding. The transcript is spliced from 27 exons. The record is from RefSeq and is a predicted model, not a curated record. NCBI's taxonomy places the organism in Eukaryota, Metazoa, Echinodermata, Echinoidea, Camarodonta, Strongylocentrotidae.
CCAUUGAGAAUCUCUUUAUUUGACCUUACAAUAAUGUUGGCAGGAUUUGUAAUGGUUAUAUAAGCUUGCAUAAUAGCACAUGAGAGCGAUAAGUAACGGAGCUCGAAGCUGAGGCUAAUAGUUUAGGAGUCGUAUCUGGACGAGGUUUGUAUGUUAUUGUGAUUGAGGAACUCAUUGACCAUGGACAGACUGAACCGUCUGGUGAAGCGGAUCUCUAUCAUCAUGCUAUGGGCAACAAUCAUCAUGGUGGCAGGACUAACGUCUGGAACCAAGGCUGCUACUGCCGGAAGUCAGACAGGUGGUCGAGUAAAGCUUGGUGAAGGGGAAUCGUUCAUCAUCGAAUCGGGAACUAACCAGCGGGGUGUGUAUGAUUCUGAUCUGGAUAUAUUGUGGAGAGUGAAGGUCCCUGAAUCAUGUGAUGUUCUCAUCGUAUUCGAGUCCUUCGUCACAGCGUUUCAAUACGAUUAUCUGUAUAUCGGAAAUGGAACGAAGAAAUCAGACUAUCCGACAUGGACUUUAUCUGGGUACACCGUGCCGUCUCAGAUCAGGAUGAAUUUCUCUACAGUAUGGAUCAGGUUUACUUCAGCACCUUACUCAGGACGACGUGGAUUCAGAGCUAACAUCAUAUCUACAUGCGAACAAGAUAAUACAUCAGUCGACACGGUGGGUUCUGGAUAUCAGGCAUUGGAUGGAGAGACGUAUCAGAUCGCUUCACCGAACUAUCCAAACAACUAUCCUCCGGGUAUAACGUUAACCUGGGCCGUUCAGCUACCAGACCCACGAGACUGUAGAAUCUAUGUCACUUUCUUAGACUUUGAAACUGAACAAGAUAAUGAUCAGGUGCUUUUUAGAACUACAGAGGGCGCAUCAACCAAAGACAAAGAAACCUUCUCAGGAGGGAGCGUACCCUUAAACCAUCCUAUCCUCGUUCAAAUGGAAGACUCUUCGACCUACGCUUAUAUUCGAUUCACAUCAUUGGAAACAUCGUCCACGGCUCGUGGUUUUAUGGCUAACGUCACAGCAGACUGCAAACCAGGGUACCACGUGGAGCUGGAGCGUAAUGAGACGUAUCGGCUGCAGACAUCUAACUACCCUCGCUACUACCUGACAGAUAGUGACGAGUCUUGGGUGAUAAAGGCUCCACAAAGCUGCGAUAUUCUCGUAGAAUUCGCUCGAUUCGAUACGCAACUCAAUCAAGAUGUUCUUCAUAUCGGAAAGGGACCUGAUAUGUCUUCCAAUGAACUGUUUUUCUUGUCUGGGAACUCGGUGCCGAGAUACCUUGAGGUAAAGUCUAACCUGGCUUGGGUUAGAUUCACAUCAGAUCAGGAUGAUAGCUCCAGACAUCACGGCUUUGAUGCUCACGUCACAUCUACUUGUAGAAAUGAUGCCGCGAUCGAGCAUAGUUUUGAUACGAGAGGUACUGCUGUAGCACUGUCCAACGGUGAUAUUUAUUCCAUAUCAUCCCCCAACUAUCCAAAUGAUUAUGGGAGCGAACAACACAUAGCAUGGAUGUUCAGGAUACCAGAUAACUGUCAGCUUAAUAUCGUCAUGAAUGACUUCGUAACAGAGGCCACCCACGACAAGGUUACAAUCAGAACACCAGAAUCUGUGGUCAGUGAGUUCAAUGGUGACGUCAUACCCGAACCAAGCUUCAUCAAUUCCACGGUGACAAUCGUUAAAUUUGACAGCGAUCGAAGUACUCAAACGAGAGGAUUUCAAGCUGAUAUCUCUCCCUUAUGUGACAUCACUACUACAGAGACGAUUCAAACAAUUCCUCCAGUCAUUCAGCCCAUCGAACCCAUAACUAUUCGACGAGGUCUACCGACUCGAAUUACGUGUACUGUACUACGCGGUGACCUCCCUCUUCACCUCCGGUGGCUUAAAGAUGGUGAAGCUAUUCCAGAUGGAGAUGGAGUUGAGUUCCUAAAUGGUGCUUUCUCUAGCUCCGUACUGAUAGCUGAUGCUACUGUUGCACAUGAUGGUCGCUACACAUGUGAAGCAAGUAACUUAGCUGCUACAGUCAACUAUACGACAGCUCUUGCUGUACAAGAAAACGUGGUCGAUCUUGGACGUAACGAGUCGUUGUCCGUAAAGACACCUCAAUAUAGGUCGGCAUAUUUUGGCGACGUUGAAGGUUUCUAUACCUGGAUUGUCAAAGCUCCGCAGAACUGUACUGUCCGGAUUGAAUUUCGUACCCUCAAUGCGGAGGUUCCCGGAGAGGUUCUCGAGAUCGGAUCAGGAAACGAUACAUCUACAAAUCAUAUUUGGAACUUGACUGACACCCAAACGACCAUACCGAGGUGGUUUGAUAUAGAUUCAAACGUUGUGUGGAUGUGGUAUAAAUCAAAUGACCACAAGAAUCCUACAUCUCAUGGAUUCAGUGCUGUGCUAACGCCUACGUGUGAUCAAGAUGUAAACGCCGAGUCAUACAUCGAUACGAGAGGCUCUGGUAUAUUACUAUCAAGCGGGGAUUCCUGCACUAUCGCAUCACCCGACUUCCCUCAAAACCAUCCUCCUUACAUCAGUAGGAUCUGGCUUAUCAAACUCCCUCAACCUGAUUGUCAACUUACCAUCGAUUUUGAUAAUUUUACAACCAGAUCGGAUUCUGACAAGCUUGAGAUCAGUUCAUCUGCUUCAUUAGACUCCCUUCGUGCUGUUUUAUAUGGUGACGUCAUAAAGGAACCUAUAACCAUCACAUCGGACUAUGUUCUCAUCCGGUUCAGUAGCAACACGAACUAUGGCCCUGAUAUCAGCAGAGGAUUCAAAGCUCAUCUAUACGCUGAUUGUGAAUCAGAUGUUACUCGGCCGUAUGUUGAUGUAAUCGGUUCCAAUGUAACUAUGUCGAGUGGAGAUACGUAUUACAUCGCUUCACUCAGCUAUCCAUACAACAGCUAUCCUAGAGAACAGAAUGUGAUCUGGAGAUUCUUUCUACCCGAACCAACAUGCCAACUAUCCAUUGUAUUCCAAGACUUUCAACUUGGGAGAUACAGUGAUCAUAAGGUUUCAAUCAGUACAUCAGGAUCCCUCGAUGACACUCUGGCUGACAUAACUGGUGACGUCAUUCCCGAUAACUUCACUCUAAUGUCUGAUUACGUCAUAAUCCAUUUCUUAACAGACUAUUUUAAAGGCGACGGGGGUUUCAAAGCUUCUGUUUCUGCUAUCUGUGUACCGGGUGCUACUGCAGAACCUCCCAUUGAUACACAAGGUGGUAACAUCAGCCUCGCUGAUGGUGGCAGGUACUCCAUCGCUUCACCCAACUACCCUUAUGGAACAUAUCCUGAACGCCAAGAUAUCACGUGGUAUAUCUAUCUAACGCACCAAGAAUGUCAACUCAAUAUAACAUUUCAAGAUUUCCAAACGGAAGACGGAUAUGACAUGGUUUACAUCAGUACGCGGGGCAGAGGACGCGUCAAUCGCGUCUAUUCUGGUGCGGCCAUUCCCGACCCUGUAACCAUCACAUCAUACUAUGUCGUCAUCCGCUUUACCAGUGACUCCCUGACAGGAUAUAAAGGGUUUAGAGCGAACCUCCAAGCGCAUUGCGAAGAAGUGGAUGAAACGGUUGAUGAGACGGUUGAUGAAACGGUUGAUGAGCAGCGGCCCACAUGCACACCUGAUCAAUUCACUUGUCUGUCAGGGGCUAUCGCAUGUAUACCCGUUGGAUGGCGGUGUGACGGUCUCCCAGAAUGUGACGAUCAGAGCGACGAAUUGGAAUGUGCUGACCAGCGGCCUAGCUGCCAGGCUGAUCAAUUCAGGUGUAUCUCUGGGACUAUGCCAUGUAUCCCGAUUGAUUUGCUGUGCAAUGGCCUACCAGAAUGUUCGGAUGGGAGUGACGAGUUGGAAUGCGGUAUGUACUUUAUAAAUUCUACCCUUACUUCAACUUUACAGCCCUUUAUUUAUUUCAUAUGCAAUAACAAGAAAUAGACCAACGCUGUUAAA